Messenger RNA from Vitrella brassicaformis, 7968 nucleotides. The record is from the annotation of a GenBank genome assembly. Lineage: Eukaryota; Vitrellaceae.
AAACGAUACAGACACACGACCCGCUCCCCCGCACGCACAACGGCCCCGCCCGACGAGUGGCCAGCUCAGCUCCACUACGUGUUCCUGUCGGUAGUCCUGUGUACGAAACAGCACCCACACGUUACCUCCCUCACUGUCAUAUCCCCAUUCCCUCCAGCCCUCCUGCCGCUCUCCUGGACAUCACAGCCCCGCGGGCACCCUCCACGCGGCCCUGUGUCGAUAUGUAUGUCUGGCGGCCGCUCGGGCCCCCCAUGACCGGCCCUGCCCUGCGGCAGUGGAGAUGCACUUGUGUCUCUGCUGCUGCAGUGUGUCUCGAACACCGGCACACUCCUCCUGUGCGGCUGGUCGCUGACGGGAGAGUCGCUGGGUAUCGACCGCUGGUGCGUUGGCAUGGACCUGACCAUUCUUGUCACUGCCGGUCUUCCGGUCAUCUGGUCCCUCUCAGCAAACUCCUGUGUCGAAUCCGCACUCAUCUGGAGGUCGUCAUCCGUAUCUCCCCUGCUGGCUGGCGGAUGGGGGUGUUGGCCGGAGUAGCCCCUCGGUGAAGUGAUUGGGGUUUGUUCCGCCAUGUCGAUGUAGUUGUCGAUGCCCUCCCUCACAAAGGCGGGCGAUGCCAACACGUCGACGGCCUUGUGUUCAGGGGAGGAAGGGGAAGCCGCGCGCAGGGCGGGGAUGUCUCCCACGGCCUUCUCGCCAUUUGCGCGAUUGUAAUUCUCGAGCGCUCUUUUUUGCGCCAUGGCCAGUUCGAUCAGCUUCCGAAACUUCUUUCGUUUCCGCGCACCCUGUCCCGAACGGAAAGAUACAGAGACACAAGUCGGUUUCUCUUGUGAUCGGUUCGUGUGCGUGCAGGUGUACCUUCCAGAGAGCCUGAACCUUGAGUGCGGCCGCCACUUGUGCAGCAGAGUACAUAGUGUAUUUCUUCUCGUCUGGCUUCCGUUGGGGGAACGGCAGCACCCGCGUGAUGUUCUUGUUGAUGAGGCGGAGAGCCUCGCAGUCGGCCACCUGCCGCAUGUCAGCCCCGCUGACACAUGACGCGAGGCUCCACAGCACCUCCAUGAAGUGCACACGCCCGCCGUGGUCCUUGACGCCCAGGUUGGCGAUGAUCUGAAGGAGGGUGCCUCUGCAGACAGACAGAGGACAAGACAUUGCUAUGGAAGGAUAGUGCAGGUGUGUCUGUGUAAGUGUGCUGCUGACGCGGCGAAGACCUCCCCCUUGAAUCCCAGUGGAGGCUCCAGUUCGGCCAGCAGCAAGGGCAGCUGACCAGGAGCGGAGAGACACACACGUUCGUCCAGACUCUUGUUCUCGCCAUUCAUUCAUAUGUGUGUACGCACCUUAUGCGUUGGCAGCCAGACCUCUGCGUUCGGACAAAGUCGAGCCCAUGCGCUGAUGUAGCGGUCCAUGUCCAUCUCAGACAGCAAACGGAAAUUGAGCCGCUGCACAGAAAGGGAAAAUGCAUAUCUGACCAUUGGCAGCCUUGCUUUGUAGUUACGUCAUCUGCGAUGUCUGAGAAGUUUUCGAGGAUGACGGCGAUGAAGAGAUUGAUGAACAUGAAGGACCCCAACUGACACGUGACGGCAGAGCCCGUCUGUCUUUUUGUUUGCUGGUUCCUUCCUUCAUAUGUUAUGUGCACGACGCGACCUACCAGCGUGAAUGAGCUGAAGUAGAUGAUGGCAAAAGUGGUGCUGCCACAGUCCUGCGUAUAUCAUCAAUACAUCAAUCAAUCCAGUCUGUCUCGCCUGUCCACAGCUGAGCUGUGUAUGUGGAGUACCGACCGCUUUGCCGUCAAAGGCAUUGCAGUCCUUGCGGGUGAAACAAUCAUGCAUCAGGUCAUUCCUGCAUCACAACACAACAAGUGAAGUGAGCACAUUCACCCGGCGCUCGGCAUUCAAAGCCCUUUUGUGUCAUUCAUGCGCACCAUGCCUCCCCAGUGGCCAUUCUGAAGAGUGUCAUCAUGGCGUAGUAAAAGGUGCUGAAGUUGGCGUCUUCAUUUAGCUCCUUGUUGCCCUCUUGCGGCAGCUAGACACAAUCAAUGAAUGACACACAGGCAAGCCGAUCGUGAGUAAGUCCGGCAUAUCAUUCAAUUGGCUGCGUACCUACCCGUCCGAACAAGGCCAUCCCAGCCACCGCAUAGACAUAGAACAGUAGCAGCAGUAGAGCACUGAGCAGAGACACAGCGAAUGGGCGGGACGUCCAACGGCUGUUGUGUCUCGUUGAAGACCUUACCCCACAUUGACGAGCGACGGAAGCGAUGACAACAGCGUCUGAAACAAAUUGCGAAGCUGCCGCAGCGACUGAAGCCAAAUGAACAAAUGCAUAAGUGGUGCGAAUAUUCCGAUCAGUAGUCUGACCUUGAUGAGUCUGAAGAGCCGUGCGAUCCUGAGGAUGCGGAGAAUCGUCGUGUCGAAACCCAGCUCGACUGCAGCAGACACACGAAAGUCGAUGAUGUUGACACGACAUACGGGCGCACGCCAUGGCAGCUGCACUACCAGCGUUAGAUUCCUUGAUGAUGAUGCCCAACAUUGGCAGCAUGACGGUCGCGAAAUCAAACACGUUCCAGGGGUCCUGAUAGACCGUGUGCACGAAUCUGCUGUUGGUGUGCACAUUUCUGAACAAACCUGGAAGUAUAUUCUCGGUUUGAAUGCGAUGAUUUUCAUCAGAACUUCACACCCGAACACAGCCAAGAAACAAUUGUUGGCCUGGAAAAGGCACAAACGGCAGAUGGGUGGACCGAAUUGCCUGUCUCUGUCUGCGCGCACAAUAUUUUGGAAGUCGCUUAGCGCCUUUGGGGCUUCCCAGAAUCCGAUAGCCAGCACCUGGACGCAAAGACAACACGGUCAUUCCAUUGCAGGUCUCCUAUCAUAUAGUGCUGCUUACGAUAGCAUUGAGUAUGAUGCACACGAGCACCGCGAUCUCAAACUCAGGCCGAGACACCCAGUGGAGAAGAAAACGACGCAGACCGCUCUUCUGCAAAAUCGAUUGAACCGAAAGCACUGCACUGCACGCCUACUUGGCUCUUUGUGUAUGUAUCGUCUCACUCACAGGUCGCCUGAGGAGCACUUUGGGACGGAUUUUGAUGAGCAUGCGUUGAGUCUGGACCCACUCCAGCUGCUUUGGGCUGAGGAAGGACAGGCCAUUCAUCUCGUUGCGGAUGUCGGAGAAUUUGUCGAUGACAAUGCCGACGAAGAGGUUGAGGAUGAAGAACGACAUGACAAAUAUGAAGAUCAUGAAGUACACGACGGCAGUGGGGCUGGCAUCAUAUUCCAGUGCCCUGCACACACACAUACAUUCAUAGUCACAUGGGCGAGCUAUUCUUUAGCAUUUGCGCUGCAGGUGUCAUCCUCACUUUCUCGGCGCUUUUGUGUCAGUGCACAGGAACAUGAUGUCGGGCCACUGCUCCAUUGUCGACAUCUGAUGAGAUCGACAACGAGAACUUCUUUCUUGUCUCAUGCGUCAAUUCAGUCAGAGGACAGACCUCAAACAGUGUGAGCAUGGCGAGGAAAACGUUGUCGAACGAGUGAUCGAGCCGCUCCCACUCCCUCUCUCUCGUCACGAUGUCUCCCGUCGGGCCUUCCCUCACUUGAAACUCGCCCACACACUCAUCGGCCGUCUUGAUGGUCGGAUCGCUGCACUGGUACAGCUUGCCCUUAUCACAUGAGAGGGAAAAGGAGGAGCAGAUACCGAGGAAGAGACGGUCGCCUUUGUCUACCUUGAAGAACUGGACGCCCAGGAUGCCGAAUAUGAAUAGGAAGAGCAUCGACACGAUCAGCACGUCAGCUAUGGCGGGAAUCGCACGUAAGAUAGAGUUGACGGCCGCCUGAACAGACAGACAACGAGAGAUCCAUGGGCCUACGUGAUUGAUUGCAACUCACGAUUACCUUCAUUCCCUCGUUUCGAGACACCAUCCUCAGUGGCCUCAGUGCCCGCAUAGCACGCAGACUCUUGAGCCAUGACAGAUUCAAAUCGGCUGACAGAGACACAGCCAGAGUCGCCAAUACGCUAUAUAUCGCAGGGCGCAGGCCACGUCAUGUGCGCAUACAUGAUUUGGGGUCGAGUGUGAAUGCGAUGUUGAUGACCGACGUGAUGACGAUAAAGAAAUCCAAGACAUUCCAGGCGUCACGCAAAUAGGCCGUCCUCUCACGCACAAAACCGUACACAAGAAUCUGAGACACAAAGAAGCUGCCAUGAUGCACAGCGUGCGCAGUCACGCACAGCGUCUGUGUGCUGUGCCACCUUCAUGAAGGCUUCAAGUGUGAAGAAGACAGUCAGCACGACAUCCAGCGCAAAGAGGAUGUCCUUAGUGUCAGACCCGGGAGACAGGCCUGGCUUGUCCAUCGCCAGUCCUGCACCCACACAGAGACAAUCAAGGAAGGGUCCAUUUAUUCCACUAGAACGACAGUUCAUGCAUUUUACCGACAGCCCCCACUGCGAUGAGCCCGUAUAUGAAGCUGUCGAAGAAUGGAUGCUUCACCACAUUCCACGCCCACACACGCAAAGGAUGCUCCGGCUUAAGGCAAAACAGCGCGUCCCCCACCGGGCCUUGUGUCUUAAUCACAGUAGACCCCGAGACGCCACUCGGCUGUCUCGCGAAAGACCCUGUCGCCGACCGAAGCAGUCCGAGUGUCUGUGUGGUAAGCUUCCGCAGCAGAUUCGACGGCGUCUUGACGGCUGCUGGAGGCAUCGGUGACGGUCCAGGCAGCGCCUCACUUGAGGUCGCGCCAGAGCUCAUCUCCUUCGGGCCUCCAGUGGACGACUCGAAGUGCUUGAUGAGGAUGGCCAGGAAGAGGUUGAGCAGGAUAUAGUUGCCAAGGAUGACAACUGAGACGAAGUACAGGGCCGACACCCAGCUCUUGGUCUCAAUGCCGACGUAUGCGACGCUGUUCCAGUCCUCGCCCGUCAGCAGGAUGAAGACAGUGGUAAACGAGUUGAGAAAAUUCUUGAAGUUUGGCCGGAUCAGCUCCUCUUCAUCGCUCGGGUCGUCGGACCAGUCGUCUUUCAGCCAUUUGCCGCCUGCACACGGAGCACUCAAUCAGUGACAAUAGCUUGUUCCUUCUUUUCACUGGCCUCGGUCACCAUAAAUGGCCAUGCCGAGCAGCGUGAAGACGAACAUGAACAGGAACAUGAGCAGUCCAAGGUUGGCGAUCUCCCCAAGCGAUGCCAUCACCGUCACCAGCACUUUCCUGAGCCCUUUCCAGGAACGAGCCAGCCGCAACACGCGGAGGAGCCUGAACGUCCUGAGUGCCGUGAAGACGCCAUUCUUGUCUGGGAGAAUAGAGAAGGGAACGUAGUUUAGGACCGUAAUCUCGCCAAUACUUAUCCAAACAAUGAUACUGCAAGGGGGAGACACACAUAUACACGUAGUGUGAACAGAAUUAUCCAGUGGAUGGGUCUCGUCUGUCUUGCGUCUCUUACAAAUCGAAUGUGUUGAAGCCAUCGGCGAAGUAUGCCCUGCAUCCGAGGCCAGUGAGUUUGAUGGCCAUCUCGCCGAAGAACACAAAAGUGAAUACGUAGUUGAAUGUGUCCAGCAGCUGACACAGAUACCAAGCAACCGAGCAUCCAUACAUGUCGAUUUUUCCUCCUCUCAGAUUAUCCUCUGACCUUUUGCAGGUCUGCAUCCAUGCCGCUUGUGUCACUCUUGGUCGGAUCAUAAUGGUCGAUAGCGAGCACGACGGUGUUGACGAUGAUGAGCAGUGUGAUAAAGCCCACGAACAGACCGUGGGCUUGUACCCUGUACAGCAAUCGACGGAACCGACUUAGCGACAGCUCGUUGAAGUUGAUCGUCUGGGACAACCAUAACAGCAGAGAAGCCACUGAGAGCCUCGCUUUGUGUUAGUAAACAAUACAUACAGACACAUCUGGAUGCGUACUGCGCGGCCGUAUGAGCGGUUUUUCCUUUUCGGGCUCUGUCCACUUGUCGCACUGGCCGCAUCUCCGUCGGCGAUCUCAUCGGACGUCCUGUCAAAGUUGGAGACGAGCACAGCGACGACCAAAUUGAUCAUGAAGAAGGACCCCAAGAUGAUGAGCGAGGCGAAGUACAGGUCGUUGACGAUGCCGCGAGGGUUGGUCUUUCUCAUGUCGUACAUGAUGGGCGACCAUCCCUCGAGCGUGAUGACCUGGAACACCAGGAACAUUGCUGCCGGCAGGUGAUCGAACGAUGUGACCCCAUAGUUGGGAUUCUCGCCCUUCUGCAGACAACGCGUGCCAUCAGGACAACGCUGGAAAGAGUCUGCACUUCAGAGAAACAGAGACAUACAUCCGGCGCGGACAGGUAAGACAUUGAAUGGAGUUGACUUGUCUCGUCAUACGUGGUCCAUCAGGGUGACAAAAUGCAGCAUCCUCUCCCUCCAUGAGCACAAAGCGGUCAGUCCCCUCCUGCUGCUCACAGAUCCCAAUGCCCUCAUAAUCGACCAGGAUAUUCCCAGCACUAGAAGCGUUCAGCGGAGGCGACUCCCCUGGAGGAAGCCCCUCGGCAACUGAAGGCUCGCAGAAACACUGCCGCCUCAAUGCGCCCGCAUAAAGCUGCACGCCGACAAUGCCAUACAGCACGAUAACGAACGCGAAGAGGAUCAAAGCAUCCCCGAGCAUAGGAAGGGAAUCAAUUAGCGACUUGACGAGAAUGCGCAUGCCGGGGAAGCGAUUGAUGGUUCGCAGAGGUCGCAAGAGACGAAUGGUACGCAGAGCGGAGAAGCCAAGGCUUGACAGCGACUCAAAGAAGAAGCCGAUCCAUCCGGCGACAACGACAAUGAAAUCGAGGAUGUUGAAAGGAUCCUUGAGAUACGAAUUGCGCCCCAACACAAAGCCCAUAGCGAUGAUCUUGAAGAACAUCUCCACCGUGAAGAGAUAGAGAAAAAUGCUGUCGACCUCAGCAAGGAACUUCUUGCGCGAUGGCGGGGCCUGCGGCUCGUCCAUCGCCAUGACGACGCAAUUUGUCGCAAUAAUAAGCAAAACCACCCGGUCGAACCAUGGGUUGGACACCAUCUGGAUGAAGAACGCCCUGACAGGAUUCUUAGGCGUUAGGCCACAGAGAGCAGUAGUGGCAUAUCUGCCAUGUGGCGUCACUCCCGCGGCCUUAUAGACCUCCAGCAUGCUGUGGCUCCGAGUCAGCAGCUCCCGCAUCCACACGUGUCGAGGCACGGAUGCCUCAGGAACCGCCUUUGUAAGCUCUGCCGGCGGUGGUGGUGGUGCACGACCGAUGGGCAGAGGAGACAGGGGCGAUCCCGGGUGCGGGUCAGGGGCAUCAAGAUGAACAGCCUCCACGUUCUUCUUCGCAAAUUCCGUCGCGAGGUUUUGCCUGCCGUCAGCUGCCGUCGGUUGUCCUGAUCGCAUUGGCGAGAAGACAGAAUCCUCAUGAAGCUGAUAGACAGGUGUGUGAUUCGCGCGUGGCCCUGCUCUGCUGCUAAUAUGAGACUCCUUCUCUUCUUCUUCGUGUUCCAAGAUAGGAACAUCGACUGUGUGGGGUCGCACGUGCUUUGGGCUCUGGCCCUCCCCGAGGGACGUCUGAGAGAAGGUCACGCUGAGCCGAGACGUGGACCGGCCGUAGUCUCGCCGAAGGAUGGACGAUGGCCGCUUCGGUGGCGUGACGUCUCGAGCGCUUGUCGGAGGCUCCUGCCGCGCGGAGGGCUCAGCAGGGGGAAGGGCGUGUGCGGGCUCGAUUGGGCGCUGUGCAGAGUGCUGCUGGAUGAGUAUGGCGAUGUCGUGCUUCCGCCUGAGCAUCGGAUUCCACUCGAGAAGGUCCAGUGAGAGGCCUCCCUUGUCCUCUCCAUCUUUCCCUGCAUCCGUCAUCUUGGGCGACUUGCCCCUUUCCGCAUUUAGGCUCUCUUCGAGUAUCUCCAGCAGCAGAGAUGAGUUGCGUUUGCCGCCUUGUUUAUCCAUUGAUUCGGGGAGGAGGCCCUCCAUGCCCUUGACGCUUCCUCCAAGCCUUGCAGCAGCUCGAUUCAUCAUUGUCGUAGAUCUCCGUUUCUUCAAGUACUU